AUGCAACCAGAUAGAUAUUCGAUUUGUACCGCGACUUUGGGAAUUAUAAUAUUGUUGCUGAUAUUUUUUGUUGAAAACGAAGAGACGGAUGAAAUCGAGAGUUUUUAUCACGAACCUUGGCGAGCUGGGAAGAAUAUUACGCCGAACGAUUUCAUUUUUGAGAAUGAAAUUUGCAACCCUAUCAGUAUCCCUCCAAAAUGGCGAUAUAACAAGCCCUGGAAGAUUGGUUUCCAGCAACAACCCGACUGUCCAAAAAACCUCAAACUCCUUAUCCUCGUUGAAUCAGCCCCGAAUCACUUUGAGCACAGAAAAGUUCUCCGCCAAUUUUUCCGAAAAAUGAGACGAUCUGACAUGGCAUUUUUCUUUAUUCUCGGAAGAAGCGAUGUCGAAAUUGUUGAUGAAAUCGAGGAUGAUAUUAUUGUUGGCGAUUUUGAUGAUAAAUAUAGCAAUUUGCCCUCAAAAACAAAAGUUGCUUACGAAUACUUUGCCGAUUGCGAGGAUCCGCCCGAGUUUAUGAUCAUGCAAGAUGAUGACACUGUAGCUGACGUCGAGCCGAUUCUCAAUAUCCUCUAUGCCAAUGAAGAGACCAAAUCCCGAUCAGUCUAUGGCGUUCUUCACACAAAAGUGCCUAGGAUGAAUUCUUGGAUGCGAGGAAAAAACAUGUGGGUUGGAACAGCAUCCUGGCCCUACCAAAACUGGCCUGACUACAUUUCCGGGCCAUGUACAUUUAUGGACAAAGAAGCUGCUUUGGCGAUCGCAGAUGCAGCCACAACGGCGCUAGAAAUCUUCAGCAUUCCAAUCGAAGACGCAUUAUUUACUGGCAUUUUGAGGGUCAAAGGAUGUGUUGACAUAAGAGGUGGCGCUCCCCAAUGUCACCAUCUCGUCGGAAAUGUCGACAAGCUGAAAACACUCACCGGUUAUGAUGAAAACUGGGUGCCAAAAAGAUAG
Messenger RNA from Oikopleura dioica, 948 nucleotides. NCBI's taxonomy places the organism in Eukaryota, Metazoa, Chordata, Appendicularia, Copelata, Oikopleuridae. The record is from the annotation of a GenBank genome assembly.